Molecule: messenger RNA, 1905 nt
Organism: Drechmeria coniospora
Lineage: Eukaryota; Fungi; Ascomycota; Sordariomycetes; Hypocreales; Ophiocordycipitaceae
Product: Outer membrane protein, beta-barrel
Exons: 5
Coding region: 1-1905 (634 amino acids)
Source: RefSeq, a predicted model, not a curated record
AUGUGCAUGUACAGGCAGCACUGCGCGGGAUUACCCGGCAUCUGUCCCAAUGCCACCAGUACCCUGUACCUGCGCAGAACCUCGACGCCCGCGCGGGCUCCGAACAAUCCCGUCGGGCCCCGCGCGGGCGACGGUUGGUCAGCCAGCGAGCCUGCUCGCCGCGCUACUGCUCGUCAUUUCGCCGCUGGCCGAAUGGCGACGCCGAUUAGAAAUCAGCCGCCUCUCCCGCGCCGCCUCUGUCGACGAGCGGACUUUCCCCCCACCUCCCGAUCCCGCCCAUGCCAUGCCCGCAGCCCAUCUCCGGCCGUGCUCGUUUCCUCGUCUGCACCUUGGCCCUACCUCGCUCUCUCGCGAUACCUUGUCUCGCCGAAGCGUCGUCGGAACUGCCUCAUUCUUAAGAAGAAACGCAAAACCCGUGACGAGCGGCGCUGCGUCGUCGGCGGUGCGGGUCCAACCAGACAGCCGCCGGCCAACCUGCCUUGCCGCCCGCCCGCCUGCUUGCCAACCUGCUUACCUACCCACGACGCGGCUUGGCAACGACCCUCGGCGAGCCGUGGAGAGAACGGCACCGAUAAAGGCGAGCCUCCUCCAUCCAUCCCUCUCGUCGGCGAACCCAUCCAUUUCAUCGAGCGAUCCGCAUCCAUCGACGCAUCCAUCGACGCAUCCAUCGACGCAUCCAUCGACGCAUCCAUCAACGCAUCCAUCGACGCAUCCAUCGACGCAUCCAUCGACACAUCCAUCGACACAUCCAUCGACAUAUCCAUCGACACAUCCAUCGACACAUCCAUCGACAUAUCCAUCGAGACAUCCAUCAACACAUCCAUCGACGCAUCCAUCGACGCAUCCAUCACAUCCGUCACAUCCAUUGACAUAUCCAUCGACGCAUCCAUCACAUCCGUCACAUCCGUCACAUCCAUCGCAUCCAUCGCCUGCCCCCCCCCCCAGCCCGCACGACGGGAGCGAGCGUUUUCCUUGUCCCUCGCCUCCCGCAGCAUGGCCGCCGACGAGACGGAGACGCUGCUGUGCCCCGCCGUGACGUCCCCGACCAACCUCUCGGCCCUCACGACGGCGACGACGACAACGACGACGACGACGACGGCGGCGACGACGGCCGCGGCAUCCUACGCCGACCGCAAACGCAGCCUCGACGCCGCCUCGGCCGACUGGGACACCGACCUGACCUCGGCCUUUCCCUUCUCCGGCCCGAGGUCCAAGGCUCGCUGCUCCGCCGGCGGCGCCUGUGCCUCGUCGGCCUCGCACGCCUCGCCGCCUCCGCCGCCGCACGCUCGCCGAGAUGACGUCUCCGACGCCGCGAGGAAUCCGCCGCCGCCCGAGCCCGACGCCCGACGACACCCGUCAGCCGACCCGUCCUCGCCCGCCUGCGUAGGCGUCGAAGAGGCCUGCAAGCGCGCCCUGCUCCACUUCCCGACGCCCUCCAUCUCCUUUCCCGUGCCGACCCUCGAGUUCGACUUUCGCAUCGCCGUCGCCCUCAACCCGGAGCCCGUGCGCGUCGAGAACCGAGUGAAAAAGGAAAUCUCCACAAUCUCCACCGGCUCCUGGUCCGGAUCCUUUGGCAACGGCCGCGUCAUUGCCGGCGGAUACGACCUGGGCCAGGCCCGCGGCUUCCGACCCAUCCGCAUCGUCGAGGGCGCCUUUGUCCUGCAGACGACCGACGAGCCGCCCGCCAUACUUGAGAUGCGCACCCGCGGCUCCCUCUCCGGCCCUUGCGACCUCCUCGACUCGCUGCUCGGCCUGCGCCAGCCGCAGGACGUCGACCCGCGCCGGUACGCCUUCCGAAUGUUCGCCACCGUCAAGACGCCCGACAAGCGCUACGGCGACAUUGUCAACUGCGGCCUCUGGGUCGCCAGCGGCGUCUGGCGCGCCGAGCAAUUGAUCAUCGAGUGA